This is a messenger RNA of Chionomys nivalis (European snow vole), 114 nucleotides long. RefSeq names its product dolichyl-diphosphooligosaccharide--protein glycosyltransferase subunit 4-like. The record is from RefSeq and is a predicted model, not a curated record. The coding region runs from base 1 to 114 and encodes 37 amino acids. The transcript has a single exon. Lineage: Eukaryota; Metazoa; Chordata; Mammalia; Rodentia; Cricetidae. Gene Ontology annotation, cellular component: oligosaccharyltransferase complex.
AUGAUCACGGACAUGCAGCCCGCCACCUUCACCAACAUGCUGGGCGUGUUGCUUUUCUUGCUUGUGGCUCUCUAUUACUAUGUAGCUGUCAACAAUUCCAAGAAACAGGAAUGA